This is a messenger RNA of Ophidiomyces ophidiicola, 1746 nucleotides long. RefSeq lists its product as uncharacterized. The coding region runs from base 1 to 1746 and encodes 581 amino acids. The transcript has 5 exons. Lineage: Eukaryota; Fungi; Ascomycota; Eurotiomycetes; Onygenales; Onygenaceae. The record is from RefSeq and is a predicted model, not a curated record.
AUGCAGUUCAAAAACAUCCUCAAACCCAAUUACACUGACCAAAAUUGGCGGAAGCCUUUAGCCUAUUCUUCAAAUCCGGUUGAUCGAGAAAAUGUGCCGCUUCAAAACAUAGAGAGAUCACAGCUGCCGGUGGAGGCGGAUGGGGAGCCUAAAGAUGGCCAGGCCAAAGAAUUCGUUAUUCUCAAGAAGCGCCAGGCUGCGACAAACAUGGAACUGUUUUUUGAUCUUUUUUUUGUAGCCAAUCUUUCUAGCUUUGCUUCUGCCCACGAGAUAAACACUAACGACAGUCUUAGGUCAUACAUCGGCUACAUUACAAUUUUGUGGUUUUAUUGGCUCCAGACUGCAUUCUAUGAUAUUCGGUUUUAUCGAGAUUCUAUCUCCUCGCGAAUAUCGAAAGCGAUGCACCUAGGGAUCAUGACUGGCCUGGCAGUCUUGGCCCCCAAUUUCGACACUAAUGAACCUCUUAAUCACCCCCGUCGUUUCCGAAAUACGACUUUGAUUAUUAUGGGUUCCCGCAUUCUUCUUGCGGUGCAAUAUGGGUUCGUGGCGUGGUAUGUGAGGGGCUAUAAGAAGACUCUCGCCGCCAAACUCACCACAGUGGGAGUACUCUUUACUUCGGCUAUGAUUUAUUUGAUUUUGGCCUUUGCCGCCACAAAAGAGCAUGGUAGAUAUGCUUACCUCGCUUGGUAUAUCAUUCCAUUUUUUGAGGCCUUGUUCAUGGUCGUGAUCUCAAGCAGAUGGGAAUCACUGAGCUUCAAAGACACCCCAAUUGUAGAACGGUUUGGUGGCAUGACGCUCAUGGUUCUGGGAGAAGGUAUUGUUGGAAUGACUAAAACGGUCUCAAGCAUCACAAAGGGAACACAGUAUCCAACGGCCGUCUCAGUUGUUUUAAUCACUGGCUACCUUAUAAUUAACUACUUUAUUUUCAUGAUCUACUUCGACCAAGUCGACGAAAAACGCUUUGGAUUCAUUCGUCAGCAGAUCUGGGCUCUUUUACAUUACCCUUUUCAUAUCGCUAUCCUUAUAACAAACGAAGGGAGUCGCGCUUUUGUGCUUUUUGCUGUUGCUACUGAUUUUCUCGCUGAAGCACUUGACACGGCUAAGGGUGCCAUGCGGGCGGCUACUACAGGAGGCGAGCUAGCUGCAUCUCUCAGGGCCAUGGCUGCCACUUUGGCGGCCCGACUUCGUGGCAACAAACCGCCUCCAGAUUUCGAACCAAUCUUGAGGAAUAUUACAGCUCUUUCGAAAUCAUCAUCAGCAUCUGAGGGUGAGGCUGAAUUUCUUGUGGAUAAGUUCAUCUCCCAACUCGUCAUUUGGCUCACUUCUACCUUUGGAAUUGAAAUUGAGCCAGGCAAAUCAGCAACCACCAAUACGGAAGUGCAAAUUGACCGAAUCAGUGACAAAUUCUUGGUGACCUUUCGUUUCUAUUUUAUCUGCUCAGGACUUGUCCUCGUCUCCCUGGGCCUGCUACACUGGUUCUCUAAAUCGCACAAGAGCAGAGGGGAAUCCAUCUCCAUCAUCAUCACUACCGUGAUGGGUGUUAUCUUGUCCCUAAUCUCUCUUCUUGUUUUGACCGAUGAUCCCAACGAUUUAAGAAACCCCUUCAAUACUUACUCAACGAGCGGAUUCAUCGUCCCCACUGUUGUGAUUGCGUUUGGGCUUGUUGUUGCAAUCGACAACUUGAUAAUAUUGAUUUCCCAUAAGCGAAGAACAAAGUAUGCUGCUCAGGCAUACCGGCAAGUUUGA